Molecule: messenger RNA, 1949 nt
Organism: Phymastichus coffea
Lineage: Eukaryota; Metazoa; Arthropoda; Insecta; Hymenoptera; Eulophidae
Product: ionotropic receptor 75a-like
Exons: 11
Coding region: 6-1949 (647 amino acids)
Cellular component (GO): membrane
Molecular function (GO): ligand-gated monoatomic ion channel activity
Source: RefSeq, a predicted model, not a curated record
UUCAUAUGAAAAUGAAUAUCAACAUUGUUUACAUUUAUUUACUAAGUAUGGGUGUCUAUGCAAAUAUCACAAAUGAUCUGAUUACAGACUACUUUUAUUACAAGAAGGUACCGAAUGUCAUAAGAUAUUCUUGCAGUGAUAAAGAUGAAAAUAUUCUACUAAUGAAGAGUCUGAGUCACCAUGGAAUUUUCGCCGCUACUACCAAAUUAUCCCUUACUACUUCUGUAGAAGCAUUAGCUAAUACAACGCACUAUAAAGUUGGUAUAUUUUUGGAUACUCGUUCGUGCAAUACAUCCCAUAUACUUUUAAUAUUCUCAGAGGCAUCAGCUAAUUUAAUGUAUGGCGAGCUUCAUAACUGGUUGAUAUUAGGAUAUAAUUUAUCACACGUUAUAGAUAUAGUUGAUGAUCGAGUAUUUGGCUUUUCAACAGACUUUGUUAUUGCGAUUUCACCAAAUGAUGAAGAAUAUGAACUCUUUGAUACUUAUAAUUUAGGGUGGGAAUAUGGCAGAAGCUUGAAUAUUACUUUUUUAGGAAGUUGGACGAAAGAAAAUGGAUUGGAAAUAGCUCUAACUCAGACCAGAUUUUUGAGACGUUCAAACUCGCGGGGCCUUAUUCUCCGUGCUGCUUUUUUCAAGACUGUAUACCAACCUCCAGAGAUGUCUGCUGAAGAUUACUUUCAAGACCAUACUCAUGCUGAAAAGGAAAAUUUAUUAAAAUUUGGGUUUAACUUAUUAAGACAUCUUUCAGAUCUAUUGAACUUUGAUUUACAAUGUAUCAUAACACCUGAAUGGCAAACUGGUGACAGUGUUGGUCCUGUAAUUCGUGCCAUAAUUAACAAUAAAGCUGAUAUCAUAGGCAGUCCAAUGGCUAAAAAUAUUCCAAGAACGUACUGGGUAAAAUAUGUGCAUCAAGAUUGGCCAUUCAGAACUUGCUUUAUUUUUCGCAACCCACAACCCAAGUACAUUAAAUUCCAAGAAAUAUUACGACCUUUUGAGGACAGUGUAUGGUACUUCGUGAUAAUAUUUAUAGGAUUGUCCAUUGCGCUUUUAGCAUUUAUUGCAAGAUUAGACUGGAUCGAGUCGAAAUAUAUGAGAUUAUCUCAUGCUUUCUUAGUCACCAUCGGAGCUUUUUGCCAACAAGGCACAAAUAUGGAAAUGGAUCAUAUAUCUACCCGUAUUACUUUUUUCUUUAUAAUGAUAUUUUCUCUACUCACUUAUAAUUACUACUCGGCAGGAGUUGUGUCAGCUCGGUUUAAUGAACCAAUAGUCAAAAUAAAUGAUUCCCUAAGCGAACUUUCCAAGUUGCCUGUAACAGUAGCAUCGGAAUAUAUGACUUACUUCGAUUAUCAUGUUAAAAAAAAUGACUGGGAAAUGAAAAUCUUUUAUGUUAAGCGAUGGUCACUCGUGUCGGAAAAAAAUCGCUUUUUACCACCAGAAGAAGGAUUACCAUUAGUCAAAUUAGGUGGUUUUGCAUAUCAUACGCAUCCAGAUGUUGCAUACCCAUUUAUAGAAAGACAUUUUGAAAAUCGAGAAGUCUGCGAAUUAACAGAAGUAAAUUUUAUACAGCCUAACUGGUCAGGAUUUGCAGUAAGGUUUAAUAGCUCUAUUAUCGAAAUGAGUCGAAUUGGAUUCACAAAAAUAUUGGAAGUUGGAUUGCGUCAUCGCCAAGUAAAGAGAUGGCAAUACAGAAAGCCCGUCUGUAAUUUGGAGAAAUUAAGUGUCUCAAGUGUUGACUUGUAUGAUUUUUCUGCACAGCUUCUGCUUUUAUUAAUCGGGUACAUGAUAUAUGCUGAUGAGAUCCAGGUCUACGUUCAUUGCUUUCCACAUGACAUUCAUGAGGUCAUCAGGAAGGCGCAGCAAGACGUGCAGGUGAUCGCUGAUUGGGCGGUCGCAAAUGGACUCACUCUUAACAUCCUCAAGACCAUGAUCGCUAUAUUGGACAAGGAGUAG